CCCGGAAGGGCGGACACCUGGUCUCCUUUUGCCACUUUUCCCUUUAUUGCCCAAGGGGUGUCAAGCUUAUAUUUUUGCUGCUAUCCAUUUGUAAUACACUCAGAGCAGAAUUUGGACUAAUUUUUUGACUACGGAUACUUUGUAAACAUGAUGCAUUUCAAAAGUGGACUUGAAUUAACAGAGUUGCAGAAUAUGACAGUGCCAGAGGAUGAUAACGUUAGCAACGAUUCCAACGAUUUCACUGAAGUAGAAAAUGGUCAAAUAAAUAGCAAAUUUAUUUCUGAUCGCGAGAGUAGAAGAAGUCUCACUAACAGCCAUUUGGAAAAAAAGAAAUGUGAUGAAUAUAUUCCAGGAACAACCUCCUUAGGCAUGUCUGUUUUUAACCUAAGCAACGCCAUUAUGGGCAGUGGGAUUUUGGGACUGGCCUUUGCCCUGGCAAACACCGGAAUCCUACUUUUUCUGAUACUUUUGACUUCUGUGACACUGCUAUCUAUAUAUUCAAUAAACCUUCUUUUGAUCUGUUCAAAGGAAACAGGCUGCAUGGUUUAUGAAAAGCUGGGAGAACAGGUCUUUGGCACCACAGGGAAGCUCGUAAUCUUUGGAGCCACCUCUCUACAGAACACUGGAGCAAUGCUGAGCUACCUCUUCAUAGUAAAAAAUGAACUACCCUCCGCCAUAAAGUUUCUCAUGGGAAAGGAAGAGGCAUUUUCAGCCUGGUAUGUGGAUGGCCGAGUUCUGGUGGUGGUAGUUACUUUUGGCAUAAUCCUCCCUCUGUGUCUCUUGAAGAACUUAGGGUAUCUUGGCUAUACUAGCGGAUUUUCUUUGAGCUGUAUGGUUUUUUUCCUAAUAGUGGUUAUCUACAAAAAAUUUCAAAUUCCCUGCAUUGUUCUGGAGCUAAAUUCAACAAUAAGUGCUAAUUUAACAAACCCUGACAUGUGUACACCAAAAUAUGUUACCUUCAAUUCAAAGACCGUGUACGCUUUACCAACCAUUGCGUUUGCUUUUGUCUGCCACCCGUCAGUCCUGCCAAUUUACAGUGAGCUUAAAGAUCGAUCACAGAAAAAGAUGCAGAUGGUUUCCAAUAUCUCCUUUUUCGCCAUGUUUGUUAUGUACUUCUUGACUGCCAUUUUUGGCUACUUGACAUUCUAUGAAAAGGUGCAGUCAGACCUCCUUCACAAGUACCAGAGUAAAGAUGACAUUCUCAUCCUGACAGUGCGGCUGGCUGUGAUUGUUGCUGUCAUCCUCACCGUGCCAGUGUUAUUCUUCACGGUUCGUUCAUCUUUAUUUGAACUGGCUAAGAAAACAAAGUUUAAUUUGUGUCGUCAUAUCUUGGUUACCUUCAUACUCUUGGUUAUUAUCAACUUGUUGGUGAUCUUCAUACCCUCCAUGAAGGACAUUUUUGGGGUCGUAGGAGUCACAUCUGCUAAUAUGCUUAUUUUCAUUCUUCCUUCAUCUCUUUAUUUAAAAAUCACAAGCCAGGAUGGAGAUAAAGGAACUCAAAGAAUUUGGGCCGCCCUUUUCUUGGUCCUGGGGGUGUUGUUCUCCCUGGUCAGCAUUCCCUUGGUCAUCUACGACUGGGCCUGCUCAUCAAGUAGUGACAAAGGCCACUGAGACCAGCUGAGGACAGGAAACGUUCCGGCCCGCGGCUCGGUCACAUCACCACACAUCAGCAAUCUCUCAUCACUUCUUUCGCAAGUUUACAGAAGCAAAACAGAAAUUCACAAGAUACUUAAAAUGGAAUAACACUUCGGUAGCAAAACAGAAACCUGUUUCUAUAAUGGUUCCUGUCCCUCUAAGAGUUGGGAUCAAUUUAAGGAUUGUGGAUUUUUUUUUUUUUUAAGCUUCAUGCAAUUGUAUUUCUCAGUACUCUUCACAGUCAGUUAUUUUUCACUCUCCUAACUCUAUUUUUUGUGACUUCAUGGUCCCUUAGAACUUUGAAAACAUAAUUAUCGAUCAUGUUUAUUUAUUAUGCAUCCAAGUUUCCAAAAUAAUUUUCCUGCCAAUGUUCUGCUCAUGCCAUUGGUACCUUUUUAGAAGAGAAAAGAAUCUCGAAUUGUAUAUAGUUAUUUUGCUUUACAGAAAAAGAAAAUGGUUUCAUAAAUAUUUUGCCUACUUUGGUUAACAUAGCACACAGGGAUAAUCAUGAGAGAAUGACGGGGUGUGUGCCCUCGCAGGAUCAGAGUCUACCCAACAUUCGAGGUGGCCCUCGUCAGCCUGGCCGCCAGGCUCUGGUGGCCCAAUGGCCUUCACUGGUACUACAUCCUGCUUCAGGCAGAGACCGUCUCCAAUGAGUGUUCUUUGCUGGGAAGGGGGUGAGAAUGAUUUCUUACCUUGGUAAACAUCUUAAACUACACAUUUGGGUUAUCUAGCAAAUGAAGUUUUGUUUCCCUCUUGGCCAGUUGUGUCAAAGUUACUCUAAUCUGAGUCACCUUCCACUGAGGGAGACCCAUGACACCUUUGUAAUAAAUUGAGAAGCACGGGUAUUGCAAAAAGAGCAUACAAAAUGCCUAAGAAAAUAUUCCUGUGAUGCAAAAACCCUACAUCUGUGUUGUCAGAGGGAGAAAAAACACUUUCUUAAAUUAUAAACCCAGCAGCUUUUAUUCAUGUCCACCAGCUUUUUGCACAGGGAAUAAUGUGUAUCUAACCAAGGAUGAUCUAGGAUAAGUAAUUCCUGUUUUGUAUUGGGUACUUUAGGGGGGUCUUUAAAAGACUUGUUUUAUAUCUAUAAAUUUAGGUUAUUACAAAUACAAGAUUUUUGUACCUUAAAUAAGCCUCAUUCCUAUUUCUUCUCCAUUAACAAUCCACUCAGAGUCUUGGGAAAGAAAAAAAAAGGAAAGGAAAAGAACCCUCAGAGACUGCCUUUGAGAAGAACUUGUGACAGAAUCAGUGUACCUUCCUUCCCGCAGUUGGGGACUUUGGUGCCUGUUCUGUCUCCUCUUCUCGUCCCUAACCAAAGGGUGGGCCAUUACCCUGCCCAACAUGACCCACACAAGAGGACAGAGUUGCCUCAGACCCCUACUCCAGCCCCACUAUCUCCUAAAGGGGGUGGAAGGAAAUUACACGGAGACUGAAAAAGAAGAGAGUUGGGGGCAAGGCAUAGCUUGGAAAGUUGGGGGGCAAUAAGGAAACCCAGAAGCGCAUCCUCCCAAAGCUGGACCAUCACCUGUGAUUGGACUGUCUCUGUCACACAGUAAGAAAUGUUUGUGCUCUGUGAGCUGGUCCCUUGAAAUAGGACUUGUGUUUUAUUUAUAUUUCGGUUGAAUUUCUCAAACACAUAGUUCACCAAGGACAGAUUUCUUAUCCAGAGAUAAGUAGAAUCUAACCGCAGACUCUUGGCAGGAUUUCCAAGCACUUAGGUCUGGGUUCUGUUCCUCCCUCACUCAAAUCCCCAAAGGUCUUGCUCACCAUUCACUGGGAGUAACAAGGAACUGUCCCCUCCCCCUUUACAGACUAACGUCCCAUAGAAAAGGCAGGCAUCGAAGCACCUUGUUGUGAUCCUCUUGGGGGAGAAGGAAAGGUUAUUUCCUGCAUUCUUGGUAGGAUUAUCAUAGCUUUUAAUGUACUGUUCCAGAAUUAUAUCCACAUUAGGUCAGAGUUCAGGUAAUUAGAUAUGAAUACCUACCCAUACGUGAAUACCUAACCUAGUAAAGUCCAUAGCCACCUCUGUCCUUUUCAGCAAUGUCUUCCAUAUUGGAUGAACAGGGAGAGAAACUGAGCAAAACAAGUCUGUUGGCCCUGGGAGGCUUGUCUAGGGCACCGAGUAAUGAAAUAGCCAGGUAGUGGACUGACCCUCCAUUAAAAAAAUACCUAGUUGAGUUUGCAAGUGAUAUUAUGUUACUUUCUAUUUUUCUCAUUAAUUUAUAACAAUUCAUUCUACACUUUACACAAAGUCAACUUAGAAAAUUAUCAUUAGCUCUUGGGAUGGGUAGUGAUAUUUUUGGAUCUCUGGAUUUUAUGUGUCAGUACAGGGAAUUUUUAUUAUUAUUUAAAAUAUUUAUUUAGAGGAGGCACAUUGUUGUUGAUGUCUGUGAUACUGCAGGUUUUUAAAAAUCUUCUUUGUAUGUUUAUCUAAGUUUAUUUUUGACUGAAUAUAAUAGACCCUACUGUAAUUUGUCAAAUACCACGGAUUAAUUACAUCAUUUGUGUGGGAUUAGCUGUAAAGUGUACUGCAAUAAUUCUUCUUGUUCAGAAUAGUGAACUGGUAGCCAAAAAUACAUGUAUCACAGAUGUUAGGUAGAAUUUAAACAGCAGUCAAGUGCUAUAGAAGUUUUUCUGCUAAAUUAGUAGACUAAAGAAUAUUAUACCUAAG
Molecule: messenger RNA, 4309 nt
Organism: Neomonachus schauinslandi (Hawaiian monk seal)
Lineage: Eukaryota; Metazoa; Chordata; Mammalia; Carnivora; Phocidae
Gene: SLC38A1
Product: solute carrier family 38 member 1
Exons: 16
Coding region: 148-1611 (487 amino acids)
Biological process (GO): amino acid transmembrane transport; L-glutamine transport
Molecular function (GO): L-glutamine transmembrane transporter activity
Source: RefSeq, a predicted model, not a curated record